Messenger RNA from Drosophila hydei, 2994 nucleotides. RefSeq lists its product as uncharacterized. The coding region runs from base 106 to 2577 and encodes 823 amino acids. The record is from RefSeq and is a predicted model, not a curated record. Gene Ontology annotation, molecular function: protein binding. The transcript has 3 exons. Lineage: Eukaryota; Metazoa; Arthropoda; Insecta; Diptera; Drosophilidae.
ACGCGAUAUAUUUUGUGUAACUUUUGUCGGUAUCUGUUGUCGGAUUUUUUCUUUUCGGCUGCCAAGCACAAUGAUUGAGUGUAUAAAUCAAUAGACAAAGAAACCAUGAACAGCAUGAGCCGCCAGAGCAUUGCGUCGGCGGCAACAACAGCUGCCGCCGUCUCCAUGUCCGUCUCGAAUGCCACCUCGGUGGGCUCACUUAUAGCAGCCGCCGCUAGCAGCCAGCAACCAACGGCUUCCCACUAUGUGAAUGGAACGGGCAGUUUGGGUCGUCUAAAGUACCAUCACAAGAGUCUCGAUGCCAGUGACGAGGAGCUUGAGUAUGCACAGCUCUCGCGGUCCACGCACAUCUUAGGCCGCUACAAGUCGGAGCGUCUGUUAGCCGGCUCCAAGCCGGACGAGGAUCGGCGACGUCGCACGAUCAUUGUGGAGAAGAGAAACGAUUCGUAUGGCUUCACACUGCAAAGCUAUGGCAUCCACUACAAAUGCGACGAGGAGCUGGAGAUGAUUACGUAUGUGGAUUAUGUGGAAUAUGGUGGACCGGCUUAUCGAGCUGGUAUGCGAGAGGGCGACGUUAUACUCUCCAUCAAUGGCAACGAUAUGGAGAAGGCGGAUCAUAAGACCAUUGUGGAGUUCAUCAAGAAAUGCGACAUGCGCAUGCGUAUGGUUGUGCUCUUCGAGGAUUGUGUGCGGAAGGUUGAUCUGCACAUGCGCUAUAUACAGCUGCAGAGUUUGCUGCAGCAGAAGAUGAACGAGCUGGAGCGUGUGCAUCUGCGCGAGCGGGAGCUGCUGGAGGGCAAGUGGAAGACGCACAGCUUGCCGGCGAGGAAGAAAGCGAAUGCGAAUACCUCGCCGAGUGAUGGAGAAGGCGUCUCUCCAACAGAGGCGAGUGUGAAUGACCCAGGAUUCUAUAGACCCGCCUUGUCCACGGAGGAUGUGGCUAAUAUAGCACUGAGACAGCAGCCCGUUAUAAUUCCUCCACCUGCACAGUUUAUGCUCACGUAUCACUACUUGGAUCCUAGCUAUCGGUAUCGCUAUGUGCUGCCAGGAGGAGGGGCAGCAGCAGCAGCUGGAGAUCAGCACUAUGUGCUGCAACGCACCGAAUCAUUGGAUACGAAUAGCUGCAGUCAGGUAACAGCCAACAGUCAGUACCACAGUGCGAGCGCAGGAGGAGGAGCAGGCGUUGGCGGAGUAGUUGGUGCAGUGAAGCCUCCUGCGCCGCCGCCGCGUACCUGCGAGAAGCACAAGCCACCAUCCAAGGAGAAGACGAAGCAUUGCCAUGGCAAUGGACACUCCUGCAAUCCCUGCCUGGGCCACUUUCGCUGGAAGUCAGCGGAGAAGUCGCACAGCAACGGCGAUAAUGUUAGCCUGGACGCCUACGACCUGGCCAGCCCCUGCUGCGAGACACAGUGCGUGCCAAGGCGUCGUCAUCGCCAGCACAAGGAGCACAAGCACAAGCAUCGAGAGCGGGAGCGGGAGAAGGAAAAGGAGAAAUUGGAGGCUAAAGAGAAGCAGGCAAUCAAGACACAUGCCUCACCUGGCGGUAAUGUAACCAAGCCAGCUGCGUCCGUGGAUCGACAGGCCAAUCAUCAUCAUCAUCACCAUCAUCAUCAUCAUCAUCGACAUGCACAAGAGCAGCAGCAGCAGCAGCACCAACAGCAGCAGCAACAGCAACAGCAGCCGCAGCACCAGCAACCGCAUCAUCACUAUCAUCAGCAGGCGCCUUCUCAAGCGGGCAGCGUUCGCUCUCGCUACUUUGAUUUGGCCUCUGGAUUAGCUAGCCAUUGCAGUCUGCACUCCUGCACCUCUAGUGAGUUUGCUCCCGCUGACUCGGCGUCCUAUACCACCUCCAUUAGCACGGAUACGCUAUUCUGGGAGCCCAAAAGCGAGGCUGCACAGUCUUCCAGGCAGCACUCAACCAAGUCGAGGCAAUCUUAUGAACAGCAUCCACAGCAGCAGCAGCAGCAGCAGCAACAGCAACAGCAACCCCAGCUCCAUGGACAUCAUCAUCAUCAUCCUCAUUAUCAUGUAACAGCCACUCAAGUGCAGCCCUCACAGAUCUAUCCGAAUACCAUUGCCUAUGUGCAAAAGCCCAAGUCCUGGGAUAAUCUAGCAACCAAGUCACUUGUCGGCCAAAGCUUUAACUAUGGCUAUUUGGAUACAGUUGCCAUGAAGCCUCCGGUCAAGCUGCAGAUAGCACAACAACGGCAUUCCAUGCCUAGACGCAAUCCAUAUGGCCGCUAUUCCACCUAUGGUGAUGUAGAGAACUAUGCGCCGCCUCCUACCGAAUUUGUGGGUGAACUAACAACCACAACGACAACCACCAUAACAGCCAAAUCCACAGAGGAGCUCCUGGCAGCCUGCGAUUGUCUGACACCGCAGCAACAGCAGGCGCUAAAAGCGGCGCAAUAUCAGCUCAGUCAGACACAGAAGCUAUCUCAUCAAAACUCCUGUCAGUUGGGCUACUAUUCGCAUCUGCCCAGGGCAACCAAGGAUGUGGGCAGCUCCACAGGACAGCAGCCGCCAUCAAACAAUGGUUGCGACGUUGCCACCGUGUCGGAAGCAACGCGCUUGUAGAAAUCAUUUGACUAAGAACUCGUGCAACUAAACAAUAACCGUCUUCAUAAAAAGAAAGAAAUGCACUCUACGAAGUCCAAAACAACAUUUAAAACAGUUAAAUGAUCAUGAAAUCCUAAACACAUUUCCAUUUAAAGUCUUAACAGAGUGCAUUACUAUUGGGGGGUCUACACACGAAACAUCGAAAUAUCGAAAAUCAUGCAGCCAAAUUUUAAUUAAUUUAAAUUUAAAAAAAACAAAUGAAAACAUAUGCAUAUACCAUUGGAGGCGACACACUUACAGGCUAUAUCGAGCCAACAUCUAGUUCAACUAAGCAAAACCCGUCUUUCAUGCAGCCAUCCAACAUAAAUGCACUCCAACCAAAGUGUUUUAUUCGUUAAUAGUCUGGCAACGUUGGAAUGCAUUUAUUUUUGGGGC